AUGGCUUCUUCUAGAGGGCCAGCUCUGGCGGGGAGCCCCCCGAGUGGCAAGGCCCCCGAAGUCGGCGGGGAGUCCUUGCUUUGCCUGCUCCGGGGGGGCCCUUCCUUCGGCCCAGGGCCCCCCCUCCCUCUUCCUCCCCCUCCUCCCCCCGGCUUCCUGGAAGCAGCCCUUCCUCCUGCUGCUGCCCCCGGCCCCUUCCUCCAGCCCCCCCGGGGGCCCCUGCGCCUUCCCCUUCGCCGCCUCUUUCGGGCUGCCCCCGGCGCCCCCUCCUCCUCCUCCUCUGCCCCGGCCCCUGGCCCUCUUCCCGGCCCAGGCUCCCAAGGCCAGGGCCUCCCUUUCUCCUCGACGCCGGGGCCCCGACAGACUAGCCUCCCCGAAGAAGAGCAGAGCAGCCCCGGGACCCUCGCCCCCGGCCCAGCCCCGCUUCCGCUUCAGCGCCCAGGAGCUCCACGCCGUCCUCUACGGGCCCCUCAGCCCAGAUUUUGGGAUGGUCACUGGUCACUUAUUGAUGGCAAAGGCUCCUCGGGAAACUGGAUGGCUUUGGUGAACGUGCCGUUUCCUGAGGAGACAGACUUGGAUUGCUGUUUCAGUGCCACAGCGAGAUCUACUAUGAGAGCUGCAAAGAGAUCCUGCCAGGUCAAGAGUUGCUGGUCUGAGUCUGUGGAGGGCUAUAAGUGUGAACGGUGUGGGAAAGUGUUUGCCUACAAAUACUACCGGGAUAAACAUCUGAAGUACACGCGAUGUGUGGAUCAAGGGGACAGGAAAUUCCCAUGCCAUCUUUGCAGCCGAUCUUUUGAAAAAAGGGACCGCCUAAGGAUCCACGUUCUCCAUGUUCAUGAGAAACACAGGCCACAUAAAUGUGGUAUAUGUGGUAAAAGUUUCUCGCAGUCCUCCAGCCUAAACAAGCACAUGAGGGUACACUCUGGUGAAAGGCCUUAUAAAUGUGUCUACUGCAACAAGGCAUUUACCGCUUCCAGCAUCCUGCGCACACAUAUUCGCCAGCAUUCGGGAGAGAAACCCUUUAAAUGCAAACAUUGUGGCAAGGCAUUUGCUUCACAUGCUGCUCAUGACAGUCAUGUACGGCGCACACACAGUGGGAAAGAAAAAGCUCGCACCUGUACAGUGUGUGGUAAAAAAUUCUUGGAACCAGAUGAAUUCCGUUUCCAUUCAAAGUUUCAUGCAGCAAUUCAGACAGCAAACUAA
Molecule: messenger RNA, 1203 nt
Organism: Sceloporus undulatus (fence lizard)
Lineage: Eukaryota; Metazoa; Chordata; Lepidosauria; Squamata; Phrynosomatidae
Gene: PRDM14
Product: PR/SET domain 14
Biological process (GO): regulation of transcription by RNA polymerase II
Cellular component (GO): nucleus
Molecular function (GO): RNA polymerase II transcription regulatory region sequence-specific DNA binding
Source: RefSeq, a predicted model, not a curated record